GCUCCUUCGUCUUCUCCAGCUCCCCCUUCGUUCAAUUCCUUCCUCCGUUCGUUGGACGCUUGGACGAUACGCGCUAACACGCACCCGGAAGCUUCUGCGCCGGCGGCAUGGCGGCCGCGUCGUCGUCGGCGGGGCAGAGGGGGGCGGCGCCGACGCCGUUCCUGGCCAAGACGUACCAGCUGGUGGACGACCCGGCGGUGGACGACGUGAUAUCGUGGGGCGAGGGCGGGGCGACGUUCGUGGUGUGGCGGCCAGCCGAGUUCGCCAGGGACAUCCUCCCCAGCUGCUUCAAGCACAACAACUUCUCCAGCUUCGUCCGACAGCUCAACACCUACGGGUUCAGGAAGGUGGUGCCGGACCGGUGGGAGUUCGCCAACGACUUGUUCCGGCGAGGGGAGAAGCGGCUGCUCUGCGAGAUACACCGCCGGAAGGUCACUCCGCCGACGUCCGCCGUCACGGUGUCUCCUGCCGCGGCGGCGAUCCCCAUGGCUCUGCCCGUGGCCACGGCGACGACAUCGCCGGUGCUCUCCGCCGAGGAGCAGGUGCUGUCGUCGAGCUCGUCCUCGGAGCGGGAGCUGCCCUCCGCCUUCCCGCCGCCGUCCUGCUCCGGCUCGGGCUCGGGCGUCGGCGGCGACCUGGGCGACGAGAACCAGCGGCUGCGGCGGGAGAACGCGCGCCUCGCGCGGGAGCUCGGACACAUGAAGAAGCUCUGCAACAACAUCUUCGCCCUCAUGUCCAAGUACGCCUCCGCGCCGCUCGACGCCCCCGCCCCCGCCUCCGCCGGAGGAGGGAACUGCUCCGGCGAGUCGCCCCUCCCGCCGCCUCCCCCUCCGACGCCGCCAUCGCUCGAGCUCCUGCUUUCUUCUUCGUCUCCGGGCCCGCCAGCCGACGCCGACGAGGAGAAGAAGAUGAGCGCGAUGCUGUUCGGCGUCUGCAUUGGGCGGAAGCGGAUGCGGAACGACGACGGCCACGGCGUCGGUGGAGCGGCGGAGGUGAAGCCGGAGCCGAUGGACGGGCGGCCGUCCCCGCCGCCGCCGCCGAUGGAGCCGCAAGGCUGGCCCGUGUACCGGCCCAGGCCCGUGUACCGGCAGCACCUCCUCCAUGCCUGCUGCAGCGACGGCCACGCCGGGUCCAACUCGAAGUGAGCCGGGCCUGGGCCCGGCCUUAGAACCCACUAAUCUAUUACUACUCCAGUUAAUUACCAAUAGCUAGAAACAGGUGCAAGUUGUAUGUUACUCGAAAUUUAUCUUCUCCAGAUUCCCCCUCUGUUCACAUUAGCAAGCCCAACAGGAAUCCAAUCAGUACAAGGAUGACUGAUGCCAACUGACAUGGAUGGCCUACUGAAUGUGAUUAGGCCGGGAUCCAAAUCUGUUCUUUUGGGUAUUUACUUUAGUUAUGAUUAUUAUGCCGGUAUCUCAGAUAA
Molecule: messenger RNA, 1423 nt
Organism: Brachypodium distachyon (stiff brome)
Lineage: Eukaryota; Viridiplantae; Streptophyta; Magnoliopsida; Poales; Poaceae
Product: heat stress transcription factor B-2b
Exons: 2
Coding region: 108-1145 (345 amino acids)
Biological process (GO): regulation of transcription by RNA polymerase II
Cellular component (GO): nucleus
Molecular function (GO): DNA-binding transcription factor activity; RNA polymerase II cis-regulatory region sequence-specific DNA binding
Source: RefSeq, a predicted model, not a curated record